Messenger RNA from Tuber melanosporum (Perigord truffle), 1141 nucleotides. RefSeq lists its product as uncharacterized. The transcript has 2 exons. The record is from RefSeq and is a predicted model, not a curated record. NCBI's taxonomy places the organism in Eukaryota, Fungi, Ascomycota, Pezizomycetes, Pezizales, Tuberaceae. Bases 1 to 261 code for a protein of 86 amino acids.
AUGGGUGUCCGGGUAAUACGGGUUGGUGGAGUAAAAAUUAUGAUGGAUGGAAUCCGUUCCCGAAUUUAUGGGAGGGAUUCACUAUCGCUGGAGGGGGUAGAGGGUUCAGAUCCCUUGGGGGCCGGAAUGGCUCAACCCUUGUUCUACGCUGCUCGACCAACGUCAAUGGUUGGUGGUGGUGUCUUGAGCGACAAUAGCAAUGAGACUAGCGCACAAUGGCAAACCGACAACGUCGGGAACGACAAUAGGAAUCGCCUUUGAGAUCCAUAGCAAUCCUCCCAACUUCCGCUCAAUGGCAGGAACUCCCACCUCCAACCAAGGACUCCUCAGAGGGUCUUCCGACCCGCUAUAUAAGAGAUCUCCCCAACAUCCUUCAGCUCUCCACACAACACUUCUCAAAGCAACUUCAAAACUUACUCCAGAAGAUAUAUCGAAACGUCUUCCAACGAAACCCCUAUCCACCACAAUUCAUUACCACUAUCACCUCACCAAAAGCAAAAAUGGGCAACUCCAACAGCACCGCCACCGAAGAACUUAACCGAAAGAUCACCAAUACCAACAAAAAGAUCAUCGCAACUUACCGCGGAUACGAAAAAGCCUUGGAAGAAAUGCAAGCCACCAUCGAGAGACUCCAAGAGCGAAUCGACCAGCGCAAAGAAUCCCAGGACCUGUUGUCCGCCUUACUCUGUAAGACAGUCCCCGCCAUCGACCUCGCCCAGAGGAGGAUUUCGAGGCUGGAGAGGUCAAGGAUCGGGGAUGUUGAUGAGUACGAAGUGAAAUAUGGUUUGGAUGGUGAUUCCGGGCCCGAGGGUGCUGGGACCGCCGGCUGUGAAAAGGAGUCGCUUUUUUCCGGGAUGUUGGCGGGGUCGGGGUCGCCGAGUUAUGGGCAUUUGUCGGAUCUCGAUUUGGGGUCUAUUUCUUGGGGUAGCGAGGACGCUCAAGAUCUCGGUCUGGGGUUGGCGCUGGCGCCGCCCAGGGAGGAGGGCUUCCGUGAGGGGCGGUGGGGGGGCUUUAUUGUUCGACUACUCCAGGACGUACAGGUGUGGAUGGUGGGUGAAGCGAGAAUCAUUCUUACAUAUUCCAUUAUUGCAUGGCUAUAUAACCGGUAUGGUUAAAGUUGAAUUAAAUCUGUUGAGGUAAA